Chrysoperla carnea is the source of this 1447-nucleotide messenger RNA. RefSeq names its product F-box/SPRY domain-containing protein 1 (gene Fsn). Bases 27 to 824 code for a protein of 265 amino acids. Gene Ontology annotation, molecular function: protein binding. The record is from RefSeq and is a predicted model, not a curated record. Lineage: Eukaryota; Metazoa; Arthropoda; Insecta; Neuroptera; Chrysopidae. Gene Ontology annotation, biological process: proteasome-mediated ubiquitin-dependent protein catabolic process; synapse assembly involved in innervation. Gene Ontology annotation, cellular component: synapse; SCF ubiquitin ligase complex. The transcript is spliced from 3 exons.
UUGGAAAUAAUGUCUUUAGUGUCAAAAUGGUUGACGAAACAACCGCACGGCCGUCAAAUAUACCGAAUUUAUGGACUAGGUUACCAGAUAAUGUUUUAGAAGUGAUGUUUUCAUAUUUAGAUCUUCACGAUCUUAGAAACUGUUCAUUAGUGUGUAAAAGGUGGUAUGAAUAUUUAAAUGAUGAAAAUAAUGACGUAUGGCGGUUACAUUGUAUUGGUAAACUUGCUGAAGAAGCACUUAAAUCAGACUUAUUAUCAUCAGUUCCAACUUAUAAAGCAAAAUUACGUGCAUUUUAUCAUGCAUGGAAUCCAAAUGAUUGUUCUAGAAAUGUGUAUAUUAAACCAAAUGGAUUCACGUUACACAGAAAUCCUAUAGCUCAAAGUACGGAUUGUUCGCGAGGAAAAAUUGGAUUUAGACAAGGUAGACAUGCAUGGGAAGUGAUUUGGGAAGGUCCUUUAGGAACAGUUGCUGUAGUUGGUGUAGCUACAAAAGAUGCACCACUUCAAUGUCCUGGUUAUGUUGCGUUGUUGGGUGCUGAUGAUCAAAGUUGGGGAUGGAAUUUAGUCGAUAAUCAUUUGUUACAUAAUGGAGAUGAACAAGGCAAUUAUCCUUUAUUAAAUAAUGCUCCUAAGUAUCAGAUGGGUGAAAGAAUAAGAGUAAUUUUAGACUGCGAUGAUAAUACUUUAUCAUUUGAAAAAAAUUACGAAUUCUUAGGUGUUGCAUUUAGAGGUUUACCAAAAAAGAAGUUAUACCCAACAGUAUCAGCGGUGUAUGGAAAUACGGAAGUUUCAAUGGUUUACUUAGGACAUCCACUUGAUGGCUAACAGUGUUUGCAAUAAAAGAAUUAUGUACAUAAGUAGGUGUACAGAACUCAAAACAAAAAGUAUUUGUUUAUAAGAAGAUGAACGAAUCAUGUAUGAUGGAACAACGGAAGGGUGUAACACAAGAUAGAUGUAUGUGUUAUAAAGGUUGUGGUGGUUGGUAUGCCAAUUGUGAUAUAAAAUCAUGUGUACAUAUUAUUUUAGAAAGCAACAUUUAAUAAUAUUCGUUAAAAUUUUCUACUCGUUGAAAACACAAAGAAUAAAAACGUUUACUCGUUAUCAGUUCACACCGUUGUGUGCGGACUCUCUCGAUUCAAACAAUAAAAAAAACAUUUUUUCUAUUCAGUCAAGCAUAUUCAAAUUGUCCAUUUUCUAAUAUUUCUGUUGCACAUUUGCCCUAUUAUAUUAUUAUUUUUUUGGCGAGGGUAAGAAUUCACACUUCAAUUGAGAUUAAGAGUGCAUCUUGUGAAUAAAUAGCUUAUGGCAAUAUCUAUCGUAAUAAAAUGCGGAUGAAAGUGAAACGACGUUUAGGAUUUGUGAAAGUUUAACGAUGAUUGGUUUUGUGACCAAAAACAGCAUGAAGUGGUGUCGACCCUAUUAUAUUUUUUGUGGAUUAGUUUUUGUGA